Messenger RNA from Camellia sinensis, 4626 nucleotides. Its product is annotated as receptor-like protein kinase BRI1-like 3. Gene Ontology annotation, biological process: protein phosphorylation. Gene Ontology annotation, molecular function: protein binding; ATP binding; protein kinase activity. NCBI's taxonomy places the organism in Eukaryota, Viridiplantae, Streptophyta, Magnoliopsida, Ericales, Theaceae. The record is from RefSeq and is a predicted model, not a curated record.
UCUUUCCCUCUCUCACUGAAACUUCCUUCAAGUUGUCAUCUAUUCUCACUUUAGCUCUCCUCUCCUACUAGCUCUCCUCUUUUCUCUGCUCAUAUCAUUAUCACCUGAUAUCACUAAAAAAUUCUCUUGUGUGUAAAUACUGCUGUUUUUUGCCUUUUGGUCCCCAAAAUUCUGCAGAGGAGUUGGAGUUGGGUUUCAGAUUCGUUUUAUUACAAACAAAUCCCUUUCACGGUUGCUAAUCCAAAAUCACACCACCCACCCACAUAAAUUCACUUCACUCAUUUCCUGUGACAUCCGACAAUUCUGAAACAUCGUCGUACCCAACCCUUCUGAACCCAGCAGUAAUCUGUCAUUUUGCUUAACAAAAGACUUCGAUUUGGUUUUGAAAUGUAGAUAGAGACAGUAGAAGCGAAAAAGAUUCUUCUUCAACCCACCAAAUAUAAAAGCAUUUGACGGAUUGUUUUUUUAUAUGCAGUUGGUGGUGUAUACCCAUCAAAAUUCAAGACAUGAGAAGAGAAUGGAAGGUGUCAUCAUCAUCAUCAAAAUCAUCGAUGGAACACAAACUCAUUUCCUCUCUCAACUUUCUGUUCAAGCUACUCAUAACUUGUUAUUGUAUUUUGAUUGUGAAAUCAGACGCAAAAGAAAACGAUGAUUUGAUAGCGUUAUUGGCUUUUAAACAUUCCUCAAUCGAUUCAGAUCCAAAUGGGUUCUUAACCGACUGGUCUCCUUCUUCAACCCCGUGCUAUUGGCACGGCGUUUCAUGCUCCGGCGGGCGGGUCGCCGCCGUGAAUCUCAGCGGCGGUGGACUCACCGGCCGCCUCCGCCUCGACGAACUCAUGGCGUUGCCGGGUCUCGCCUCCCUCUAUCUCAGCCGCAACUCUUUCUCUGGCAACCUUUCCUCCGCCGGAGCUCCGCCGUAUUGCCGCCUCGAAACCCUCGAUUUAUCUUCCAACAACUUCUCAGAACCUCUCUCUGUUGAGACUCUGUUUCAAUCCUGUGACCGCCUUCGAGUUCUCAAUCUCUCUCGCAACUCCGUCCCCGGAGGGACCCUCAAGUUCGGGCCUAGCCUCGCUCAGCUCGACCUCUCUCGCAAUCGGAUUUCCGAUUCAUCUCUCUUGUCUUACUCUCUCUCCAACUGUCAGACCCUCAAUCUGUUAAAUUUCUCAGACAACAAGCUCACUGGAAAUUUGGGUAACAGUACUUUAUGGUCUUGCAAGAGCCUCUGGACGCUAGACCUCUCUAACAACCUCUUCUCCGGCGAGAUUCCGGUGACUUUCGUGACAGGUUUACCGGAGUCUCUCAGUGUAUUUGAUCUAUCACACAAUAACUUCACCGGCAACUUGUUUAGUCUUCAAUUCGAGAGCUGCAACAAUCUCAGCAUACUCAAUCUAUCCUAUAACAGGCUCUUCGGCACGAGUUUUCCGAAUAGCUUGACGAAUUGCCAGCUUCUUGAGAGUCUUGAUGUCGGGUACAAUGCGCUUCAAUUCAAGAUCCCGGGGGUGUUCUUUGGGAAUUUCAAGCAUUUGAGGCAGCUUUCUUUGGCUCGAAAUGGGUUUUUUGGAGAGAUUCCCCAAGAAUUAGGGCAGAUUUGUGGGACUCUUGAGGUGCUUGAUAUUUCUGGUAACAAUCUUACUGGUGGGCUUCCUUCAACUUUUUCGCAAUGUUCUUCGUUGUUCAGCCUCAACCUCGGGAAGAAUCAGCUUUCGGGCAAUUUUCUCAGCACGGUAAUCAGUGCUCUCCCGAGUCUCAAGUAUUUGUAUGUUCCUUUCAACAAUAUAUCUGGUCCUGUGCCACUGUCCUUGACGAAUAAUACUCAGCUUCAAGUGCUGGACCUCAGUUCUAAUGCCUUCACAGGGAACAUACCAUCUGUAUUUUGCUCAUCUUCGUCGUCCACAGCCUUGGAAAAACUAUUACUGUCCAACAAUUAUCUCACCGGGACGGUGCCAUCUGAGCUUGGAAAGUGCAGGAACUUGAGGUCAAUUGAUCUUAGUUUCAACAAUCUUGAAGGUGAAAUUCCAUUGGAGAUUUGGACCCUGCCAAAACUUUCAGACAUUGUUAUGUGGGCUAACAACCUAACAGGGCAAAUCCCAGAAGACAUUUGCAUCAAUGGAGGAAAUCUUCAGACCCUGAUUCUCAACAACAAUCUCAUUAAUGGAACCCUUCCCCUGUCCAUUGCUAACUGUACAAACCUGAUUUGGGUUUCACUCUCCAGCAACCAUCUGAGCGGAGAAAUUCCUUCAGGUAUUGGGAAUCUUGUUAAUCUUGCAAUCCUCCAAUUGGGUAACAAUUUACUAACUGGAGAGAUCCCAUUGGAAAUAGGUGCUUGUCGGAGCCUAAUCUGGCUUGAUUUGAAUAGCAAUGCCCUGACCGGUCCCAUACCACUUGAUCUUGCUGACAAUGCUGGCCUAGUUGUUCCUGGAGCUGUUUCUGGGAAACAGUUUGUGUUUGUGAGAAAUGAGGGCGGGACAUCUUGCAGAGGUGCUGGAGGACUAGUUGAAUUUGAGGACAUUCGCUCAGAAAGGCUGGAAAAUUUUCCUAUGGUACACUCUUGCCCAUUGACUAGAAUCUACUCUGGCAAGACGGUUUACACAUUUGCAAGCAAUGGCACCAUGAUCUACCUCGAUCUCUCCUACAAUUCCUUGUCAGGGACUAUUCCGGAUAACUUUGGGUCGUUGAACUAUUUGCAGGUCUUGAAUUUGGGACACAACAAUAUAACUGGAAACAUCCCAUUCAGCUUUGGAGGUUUGAAGGCUCUUGGAGUUCUCGAUCUCUCUCAUAAUAAUCUCCAGGGAUUCAUUCCAGGAUCAAUAGGGGGCUUGUCGUUUCUCAGUGAUCUCGAUGUGUCAAACAACAACCUCACAGGGCCUAUCCCUUCAGGUGCUCAGCUAACUACUUUCCCAGCUUCAAGAUAUGAGAACAAUUCUGGUUUAUGUGGGCUUCCGUUGCCUCCUUGUGGCUCUGGAAAUGGAUCGCGCAAUCCACCAGGCUUUCAACAUCAAGGGAAAAAGCAGUCAGUGACUGUAGAGAUGGUAAUUGGCAUUGUAACCUCUCUUUUCUGUAUCUUCGUGCUUGGGCUGGCCCUUUACAGGAUAAAGAAGCACCAGCAAAAGGAGGAGAAAAGAGACAAGUACAUUGAAAGCCUUCCAACGUCUGGUAGCAGCAGCUGGAAACUAUCCAGUGUUCCCGAGCCUCUGAGCAUCAAUGUUGCCACAUUUGAGAAACCUCUGCGGAAGCUGACCUUUGCCCAUUUGCUUGAAGCUACCAACGGUUUCAGUGCUGACAGCUUGAUUGGUUCUGGAGGGUUUGGCGAUGUCUACAAGGCCCAACUGAAAGAUGGUUGUGUCGUUGCGAUCAAGAAGCUUAUUCAUGUCACGGGUCAGGGAGACAGAGAGUUUAUGGCUGAAAUGGAAACUAUAGGGAAGAUCAAACACCGAAACCUAGUCCCCUUGCUGGGUUACUGUAAAAUUGGUGAGGAAAGGCUUCUAGUGUAUGAAUACAUGAAAUGGGGAAGUUUGGAGUCUGUUCUUCAUGAAAGGGCCAAAGGAGGGGGCUCAAAGCUCGACUGGGCAGCAAGAAAGAAGAUUGCAAUUGGGUCAGCGAGAGGACUAGCAUUCCUUCACCACAGCUGCAUCCCCCACAUCAUCCACCGCGACAUGAAAUCUAGCAAUGUCCUUCUUGAUGAAGACUUUGAAGCCAGGGUGUCUGAUUUUGGUAUGGCAAGAUUGGUGAAUGCGCUGGACACUCAUCUCAGUGUGAGCACCCUUGCAGGGACUCCAGGUUAUGUUCCCCCAGAGUACUAUCAGAGUUUUAGGUGCACAACAAAGGGUGAUGUCUACAGUUAUGGUGUCAUACUGCUUGAACUUCUCUCUGGAAAAAGACCAAUCGAUCCAUCAGAGUUUGGUGACGACAACAAUCUUGUGGGGUGGGCAAAACAGCUUCAGAAAGAGAAGAGAAUUCAGGAGAUAUUGGACCCUGAGUUGAUUUCAAAUGAAUACAGUGAAGCUGAACUGUACCAGUAUCUGAGGAUUGCUUUCGAGUGCCUAGAUGACAGGCCUUUCCGGAGGCCAACCAUGAUUCAAGUGAUGGCCAUGUUUAAAGAUCUUCAGACAGAUUCAGAAAGCGAUAUCCUUGAUGGUAUGUCACUGAAAAAUGCAGUAAUUGAGGAACCACAAGAGAAAGAUUCUACUUAGUUGACGACAUUUGAGUCCAAUUGGAGACGGGUUAUCUUCACAUUUUGCCUACUGUAAAUAAUAGAACACUGAAGGAGAUAGAAGUUAUGGAAAAGGGUAAAGUGAACAAACAAAUGGGAUCUUCUUGGUUGCUUCAUCUUAAUUAUUUUCUUUGCUUAUCUUGUCUAUUCGUAAGGAUUUGGAAAUUUUGUUCCUUUUCCAUUUGCUUCUGUUUCCUGUCACAGUUUUGCUAACUUUGUUUUCCAGUUUGUUUUUUUUACAGUCGUUGAUUGCUAUUGUUAGUAGAGAGCUAGGAAUUCGAGAAAAACCAGUAUAGCUCUGGUUAUGUAAAGUUGCAGCCUUUUAGGCACUAACCUGUUUGAUAAUCGAAAUUAGAAAUGUAUCCUGUUUGCAAUUAGAUUGUUUGCACUGUGAUUGCAAUGAUCAUUGAAAAUAA